Nannospalax galili (Upper Galilee mountains blind mole rat) is the source of this 1012-nucleotide messenger RNA. It is a transcript of the gene CUNH11orf98, whose product is annotated as chromosome unknown C11orf98 homolog. NCBI's taxonomy places the organism in Eukaryota, Metazoa, Chordata, Mammalia, Rodentia, Spalacidae. Bases 103 to 474 code for a protein of 123 amino acids. The record is from RefSeq and is a predicted model, not a curated record. The transcript has 4 exons.
UGGUUCUCUGGGACCAGGGGCGGGACCUUCGGUGGUGGGGCGGGGCCUGCGAGUGUGGCGCACAGCGGAAGUGCGGCUCCGCGUGUGAUCCUUGAAGCUGCUAUGGGAGCCCCGGGAGGAAAGAUCAACCGUCCCCGGACGGAGCUGAAGAAGAAGCUGUUCAAGCGCCGGAGGGUGUUGAGCCGGGAUCGGCGGCUGAAGCGCCAGGUCGUCGGGGCCGUGAUAGACGAAGGGCUGAUAACCAGGCACCACCUCAAAAAGCGGGCGUCCAGUGCACGUGCCAACAUUACUCUGUCCGGGAAGAAGCGAAGAAAACUCCUGCAGCAGAUCCGACUUGCCCAGAAAGAAAAGGCAGCCAUGGAAGUGGAAGCCCCCUCAAAGCCAACCAGGAUUAGUGAACCACAGCCCAAAAGACAGAAGAAGAUAAAAGCUCCCCAGGAUGUAGAUAUGGAAGACCUUGAAGAUGCAAGCUAAAGUUCCUACCUCUUCUACCUGAAGAUUCUCAGUCACAGCCACAAGGAUUUGGUGGUAGUUUUAGAGGACUUUAGAGAAGGCAUUGCUCUCUUUCACUCUCCCAGAUUCUUUUUGAGUGAUGACCUACUGACCUUCCCUGGAGGUGGUGUACUGGAAAGAGGAGCAUACCAAGAAGGACUGCAGAGGGCCCUUUCUAGCAGUCAACUCCUUUUGUAAUAAAGCCCCAAAGCUUUGACAUGUGUGAUUAACUGCAGGAAUGGGACGGGUGAUAAAAAGGGGUCUUUGAAUGUGGGUGGACACAGCCCAGAAGCAGGAUACAGCGUGUGCUUGAACAGAGUCAACAAGAAGCUAGGCAGCUCUUUCGGUGAAUGACACUCCAACUUUGCAAUUCUGAACAAUACAGAUAUUAUAAGGAUGGUGGAUGGGGAGGUAAGGGGCUAUUAGUGCUGCCACUGCUCUGGUUGGGCAAGUUACUUAAAUUGCCCUGCUUCCUUUGCUGGAUUAUAAUAAUUAAAUAAAAAACAAAUAUUUCCUUUUA